Onychostoma macrolepis is the source of this 1587-nucleotide messenger RNA. RefSeq names its product cell division cycle 37 homolog (S. cerevisiae) (gene cdc37). Gene Ontology annotation, cellular component: cytoplasm. NCBI's taxonomy places the organism in Eukaryota, Metazoa, Chordata, Actinopteri, Cypriniformes, Cyprinidae. Bases 179 to 1285 code for a protein of 368 amino acids. Gene Ontology annotation, molecular function: protein kinase binding; heat shock protein binding; protein-folding chaperone binding. The record is from RefSeq and is a predicted model, not a curated record. Gene Ontology annotation, biological process: protein stabilization; protein folding. The transcript is spliced from 8 exons.
GGCGCUCGGCGAUGACGUCACUGUGGGCGGAAGUGAAGGAGAGUUCCAGAAAGAGCGGCGGUGCGCGAGACACACAAACACACAGGAGUAUAACAAUAAGAACUCUUGUAGUAAUAAUAAUAGUAAUAACAGCGAUUGCACGCGGCUUUAUAACGGAGCAGACGCGUAAGUGACCGUCAUGACGACCAUCGAUUACAGUGUGUGGGAUCAUAUCGAGGUUUCUGAUGAUGAAGAUGAUACUCACCCAAACAUCGACACACCGAGCCUGUUCCGCUGGAGACACCAGGCGCGGGUGGAGCGCAUGGAGGUGUUCCUGCAGAAGGGCGAGGAGCUGGAGAAGGGUCUGGCGGAGAGCCGCAGGAGGCUGGCGGAGGCGCAGCGGCGAGUGCAGGACCUCAGCUCAGCCUCCACCCCUGAGACCAGAGCCCAGCUGACCUCAGCCCAGGAGGAGGAGAAGCAGCUGAGGAGGGAGGAGCGCUCCUGUGAGAAGAAGAUGGAGGAGCACCGGCGGGAGGAGAAGAAGAUGCCCUGGAACGUGGACACGCUCAGCAAGGAGGGCUUCAGCAAGAGUGUCGUCAACGUCAAGCCGGAGAAGGAGGAGACGGAGGAGGAGAAGGAGGAGAAACACAAAAGCUUCGUGGAGAAGCACGAGAAGCAGAUCAAACACUUCGGGAUGCUGCGACGCUGGGACGACUCUCAGAAGUACCUGUCUGACAAUCCUCACCUGGUCUGUGAGGAAACGGCCAACUAUCUGGUCAUCAUGUGCAUUGAUCUGGAGGUGGAGGAGAAACACGCGCUCAUGGAGCAGGUGGCCCAUCAGACCAUCGUCAUGCAGUUCAUCCUGGAGCUCGCCAAGAGUCUGAAGGUGGAUCCACGCGGCUGCUUCCGCCAGUUCUUCGCCAAAAUCAAGACCGCAGACCAGCAGUAUCAGGACGCCUUCACUGACGAGCUGGAGUCCUUCAAGGAGCGAGUGCGGGGACGAGCCAAGAUCCGCAUUGAGAAGGCCAUGAAGGAGUACGAGGAGGAGGAGCGGCAGAAGCGUCUGGGGCCCGGCGGCCUGGAUCCAGUGGAGGUGUACGAGACGCUGCCUCUGGAGAUGCAGAAGUGCUUCGAUGAGAAGGACAUUCAGAUGCUGCAGGAGGCCAUCAGCAGGAUGGACCCCACGGAGGCCAAACAGCACAUGAAGCGCUGCAUUGACUCGGGCCUGUGGGUGCCUAACGCUCGGGCGGACGAGGAGGCAGAGAAAGAGCCGCAGGACGAGGAGGUGAAGAACGAGGAGCAGUGACCCCUGACCCCGGAGCCAUCGUGAUGAACGAGCGCUGAGGACUGCAGCACCUCUCUCUUCUCUCAUCGUCUCUGUCUGUUAUUUAUGCAGUCGCCUGUAGACCCUCUCUCACCGUCCUCCCGCUCUUCUACAGCUACACCGAUCGGCCGAAUGAAGAUCUGCAGUAUUAUAGAUAGCGGAGACAGUCCAGAUUAAUAUGAAUAAUGAACUGAUUUAGUUGAUGGAUGCCGCUUUGGUCUUUUCAUGUUCAUAUUGUUCCCUCUGCUCUCUUAGCGCUGUGUGUUCAGUUUUUAUCAGAAUAA